Vigna umbellata (rice bean) is the source of this 823-nucleotide messenger RNA. RefSeq names its product actin-depolymerizing factor 2. Gene Ontology annotation, cellular component: actin cytoskeleton. Gene Ontology annotation, biological process: actin filament depolymerization. NCBI's taxonomy places the organism in Eukaryota, Viridiplantae, Streptophyta, Magnoliopsida, Fabales, Fabaceae. The record is from RefSeq and is a predicted model, not a curated record. Gene Ontology annotation, molecular function: actin binding.
UCAUUUUUUCUCUUCCAUUCCUUCAUCCCCAACCCAACCCUCCCCUCCUUCCUCCUCUUCUUCUUCCACCUCAAAACCCUUACCUACAUCUCCUCCUUCAGCGUCGCUCCCAACUUCAUUUUCCAUUUUUGCCCCUCCUUCUCGUGAGAAAAAAAUGGCGAACGCAGCAUCAGGUAUGGCUGUCCACGAUGACUGCAAGUUAAAGUUUUUGGAGCUCAAGGCGAAGAGGACAUAUCGGUAUAUCGUUUAUAAGAUUGAGGAGAAGCAGAAGCAAGUUGUUGUGGAGAAGCUGGGUGAGCCAGCAAAUGGUUAUGAAGAUUUCACUGCCAGUCUUCCAGCUGAUGAGUGUCGAUAUGCUGUUUAUGAUUUUGAUUUUGUCACGGAAGAGAAUUGCCAGAAGAGCAGAAUUUUCUUCAUUGCAUGGUCCCCUGAUACAUCUAGGGUUAGGAGCAAGAUGAUUUAUGCAAGCUCCAAAGAUAGAUUCAAGAGGGAGCUUGAUGGAAUUCAGGUUGAGCUGCAGGCAACUGAUCCUACUGAGAUGGGUCUUGAUGUGUUCAAAAGCCGUGUCAAUUAAAAGAUUCUGUUUAUGCAUUAUGAGUUGUGAUGGGGAUCUUCCUUAAGCUGAAGUUCCUCAUAUGGAAAUGUCUAUAUUUUGUGGGAUGGUCAACUUGGCUAAUUUGGACUCAAUUUUCCAAGUUUUGACAAUGAAGUCUAUUGCAACUUCAACCAGCUUCUCUUCGUUCCAGUGUAUCUUCUGGUUUGUGACAUACAACCCGUGUUUUGGUGUCAUCUUAAUCCUAUGGCUGCUAGUUAAUUUUUGUGA